ACCAGUCACCACUGUCAAAACUGUGAGUCAAGGAAGAGAAGUGCUGAAAAAUCUAAAAAUAUAUUUCGUGUUCUUGCGAGAGACGGUCUGGUUUAUUACGUCGCAAGUACGAUGUAUAUCUCACGGCUGUCGAGACUUCUCGCCCAGACCAAGAGUCACCCGAGGCCGCAGCAGGUAGCACAAAAAAGGACGGCAACGACCACCCCGACUGGUGCCAUUCUUCCCGAGCCUGAGAAGACUCCAUUUGGUCUUCUGGGCAUUGUGUGUGCCGUAGUGCCUGGUCUACUCGUUGGAGCAGCCAUUAGCAAAAACAUAGCUAAUUUCUUGGAGGAGAACGAGUUGUUCGUGCCCUCUGACGACGACGACGAUGAUGACUAGUUUGCGACCGUGCACUAUGUAUUUGGCUCGUAGGAAUAACUUUUUGUACAUACUGUUUUCAAUUUAAUCUAUAAAAAUAUUCUCUUCCAAAUAUAAGCAUAAAUGUAAUUACACCUAAUGUUUUAGUGAAUAGUAAAAAUGCCUUUUAACAGUUUAUUUACUUUAUUAAUAAAUUUUAUGAUACAAUUGUUAUAAAAAGCUACAUUAAAUGGGUGAUACAAUUUGUGCUAAACUGCUUUAUUUAAAACUGUUAUUGCACAUCAAUCAUGACAUUUGAAGUUUAACUCUUUAAUAAAUUAAAUCUUAUUUACAUGAUUACAGGUUGAAAAUCAAAUUAUAUUAAAUUCAAAAAUAUUCCUAUGUACAUCUAAAUUAAUUGAUAGA
Messenger RNA from Leguminivora glycinivorella, 762 nucleotides. RefSeq names its product essential MCU regulator, mitochondrial (gene EMRE). Gene Ontology annotation, biological process: calcium import into the mitochondrion; mitochondrial calcium ion homeostasis. NCBI's taxonomy places the organism in Eukaryota, Metazoa, Arthropoda, Insecta, Lepidoptera, Tortricidae. Gene Ontology annotation, cellular component: mitochondrial inner membrane; uniplex complex. The transcript has a single exon. The record is from RefSeq and is a predicted model, not a curated record. Bases 112 to 378 code for a protein of 88 amino acids.